This is a messenger RNA of Durio zibethinus, 677 nucleotides long. The record is from RefSeq and is a predicted model, not a curated record. Lineage: Eukaryota; Viridiplantae; Streptophyta; Magnoliopsida; Malvales; Malvaceae.
CCCAGCCAUUCCAACGGUCAUGUUAUCUAGGGUUUUCUCUCCCAACGUCUGUUUCUUCCUUUACCCGUUUAAAUGCCGCAUUUCUUCCCUCAUUUCCACUACACAAAAACAGAACAAUCUUUUUCGCAGUAACCAAACAAGAAAAAACAAACUAUCUCCGUUUGUUUCCUUUUUUUUGUUCUUUGAAAAAAAUGGAUUUCCAUAGCCUUACAAGGAAAGAGCUCCAGACUCUUUGCAAGAGGAACAAAAUCCCAGCAAAUAUUACCAAUGUUGCCAUGGCUGAUGCUCUCAAAGCUCUUGAGAUUGUUGAAGGACUUGAUGAAUUCAUGAAUCAAUCUCAAUCCCCAGAAAAGACUAUGAAUAAAUCAUCCCAAGAAGUCCCCUCUACUGUGGCUAGGACAUCAACUCGGAGAAAAACUACCAAAGAAGAACCUCAAAGCACACAACCAACAACCCGAACCCGAAGAACGACUAGAAGAACAAUGGAAUUAAAUGAAGAAAACAAGAAUGUGAAUGUGCCUGACACUCCUGUUAUGGCUACUACUUCCAGGAGAAGGGCUCAGAAAAAUGAUCCUGAAGGGUUGAGGAGCAGAAGAAUAGUGAUUCUGCUUGAAACUCCAGCGUUGCAGACUGGCAGGAGAAGGCCUGGAAUGUGGGAUCGACCAGGGAGAAGUUGA